UUCAAAAGUUCUUUUAAGAAAAGAAAUCCGCUCUCUUUUUUUCUCUUUUUUGAUUAGCUUAUUGUAUUUAAUUAUAUUAUAUUUGUAUGAAAUAUGAUAUGAUUGUGACAUAUAACUAAUCGUGAAACACAUCAAAUAACAGUGCCAAAUAACAAUGCCAAUAUCUUGUCCAAAUAUCGUUGCUUGAAUGUUAAAUGCUACAACACCUACAACGAUGGACUUAAUCUCUUUGAUACUAUGUGCUGUGCUCGUUGUUUUAAUAAUACCAGUAUUUUUAUCGGCAAUGUAUAAUUAUUGUGUUCUUCGGCGAAAACUCAAGAACAUUCCUCAAUGCGGCGUAUUUCCUGUUGGAGUGGCAUUUGAAUUAAUAAACUUAACGGAUCAUGAACGUAUAUUAUGGAUGAUUGAACGUAUGCUACGAUAUCUUAAAGAAGGAAUGUACAUAUAUUGGAUUGGCCUGAAGCCGUUCAUUAAUAUUUAUAAACCUGAAUUAUUAGAGAUUAUUAUGCCCAGCACCGUAAAUAUUGAGAAAGGACAUCCUUAUUAUAUGCUGGAAUCUUGGUUAGGCAAAGGACUUCUAACAUCUACAGGAAAACAAUGGUUCCAUGAUAGAAAGCUGAUCGGACCAACGUUCCAUUUUAGUAUAUUAGAUCAAUUUGCUGUGGUUAUGUCUGAAAAAGCAGAGAUCUUGACAAAAUGUCUCGAGAAAGAGAUAGCAAAACAUCCAGGGAAGGCCAUCAAUAUUUUUCCUUUUACUAAUAAUGCUGCUCUCGAUGUUAUCUGUGAAACAGCAAUGGGUGUGGAUGUACAUGCUCAAGAAGAAGAAACCAAGUAUACCGCUACGAUACAUAGAGGUUCGAAAUUAAUAAUGGAUCGAUUUUUUCGACCAUGGUAUUGGCCAAAUUGGUUCUACAAUUUAGUACCUCAAGGAAGGAAAUAUAAAUCACUAAUUAACAUAAUCCAUAAGUUUACGGGAGAGGUAAUACGUAAAAAAAAGAUUACACGACAAUCGCAAAACGGUUCUACCAAAGUGGAAAGUGAAGAUGAUGAACUUGAUAUAGGUAAGCGGAAGAGAAAAGCUUUUCUGGAUCUAUUACUAGAUCAGAAUGAGAAGGCCGAAACUCCGUUAAAUGAUGAUGAACUGAGGGCACAAGUCGACACAUUCAUGUUCGAGGGUCACGACACAACUGCGGUUGCGAUAACUUGGACACUCUUUCUUUUGGGCAAUAAUCUAGAGCAUCAAGAAAAAGUUCAUGAAGAACUCGAGGAAGUUUUCAAAGAUUCAGAAACACCAGCCACCGUAAAGGAACUGUCGCAAUUAAAAUACCUCGAUAGGAUAAUAAAGGAAACUCUCAGAAUAUAUCCGAGUGUACCCUUAAUCACAAGGAAAUUAGCGGAAGAUGUAAAAAUGGGCGAUUAUAUACUUCCGAAAGAUUGUACAGUCAUGUUGGCCAUAGCAUUAACGCAUACAAAUCCGGAUACUUGGCCAGAUCCAUACAAAUUCGAUCCAGAUCGCUUUCUUCCGGAAAAUUCAAAACACAGGAAUCCAUAUGCCUACAUUCCAUUCAGCGCCGGACCAAGAAACUGUAUUGGCCAGAGAUUUGCUUUACUCGAAGAGAAAAUGUUGUUAACAGCUGUUCUGAGAAAGUGGAGAGUGAAAAGUGUAAAAGAAGCCGUUAAAUUUGGGCCAACUAUUAUUUUCCGACCAAGCGAAGAAAUAUGCAUCCAUUUCACGCCAAAGAAAUAAUCAAUUUAACAACAAAUGUCUAUUUUUCUUUAUCGUACGCAAUUUUUAUAAUCUUUUUCUUUUACAGAAUUUGAAUCAUUAUUUUCGUUAUGGAUAUGGAGUACUAGUAUUAUACAUUAUGUUUUUAUAUAUAGUAUUUAAGUAAUAUGAAGUGAGAUAAACGUUUGAACGUUCUUUACGAAGCAUCGAGCAUAUAUGUAUAUAAAUAUAUAUGUACGAAAUAUAUGAAUUACUAUAGUUAAGGUUAUUAUUAAGAUUAUAUAUAUAGUUAAGACUUAAAGGAAUAAAUGAUUUGUGAACAUAA
This is a messenger RNA of Camponotus floridanus (Florida carpenter ant), 2051 nucleotides long. Its product is annotated as cytochrome P450 4C1-like. The record is from RefSeq and is a predicted model, not a curated record. NCBI's taxonomy places the organism in Eukaryota, Metazoa, Arthropoda, Insecta, Hymenoptera, Formicidae. The coding region runs from base 188 to 1747 and encodes 519 amino acids. The transcript has 11 exons. Gene Ontology annotation, molecular function: heme binding; oxidoreductase activity, acting on paired donors, with incorporation or reduction of molecular oxygen; monooxygenase activity.